This is a messenger RNA of Trichosporon asahii var. asahii CBS 2479, 1245 nucleotides long. RefSeq lists its product as uncharacterized. Gene Ontology annotation, biological process: RNA catabolic process. Gene Ontology annotation, cellular component: ribonuclease H2 complex. The transcript has a single exon. The coding region runs from base 1 to 1245 and encodes 414 amino acids. NCBI's taxonomy places the organism in Eukaryota, Fungi, Basidiomycota, Tremellomycetes, Trichosporonales, Trichosporonaceae. The record is from RefSeq and is a predicted model, not a curated record.
AUGCCGUCGUCCUUCAUCCUCGCACCAGCCCCGGCAGCACCGCCCGCCGCUUCGUCGACAGAAGAGGUGCACCUCCUCCCCUUCUCGCUAGGGUACAGCGGCCCCGCCCCCGUCUCGGCCUUCUUCCGCCCCCGCCCCGCCCCAUCAACCCACCCAUACCCGGGCUCGACGAUUGCCUCGUUCCGUGGCCGAGCUCUCGUCGCGCAAGAACUAGAACUGCCGAGGGGAUACAGGGGCGUGAUUCUGCAGGCCGAGGCGACGAAGUACUCGGGUGCCGCUGGUUCCUCCUCCGCUACUGCUGCCGCUGCGUCAGAGAGUGAGGAGAGUGGUCGGGGUAGGGGCGCGCCGCUCACGCCUGCGCCGAGUGCGACUUCAGUCGAGGACGAGGGGAGAGUGACGCGCUCGACGCGCUCGACGUCGACGUCCACGCGCGCAAGGGGAGCAGGACAAGUCGCCCUGUCCCGGCCGCGAACGCGGGCGACGCGGAGUAGGAAUAAGAGGAUAGCCCUCUCGGACGAUGAAGACGAGGAUGAGGGGGAGGAUGUCGUCAAGCCCAUGCCUAAGAAGGCCAGGGCUGAUCCUGUCGCCGUGCCCGCCAUCAAUGUACCGGAGCCGGAGCCAGAGCCGGAGGUUAAGAAGGAGACUGCGGAGGGAGAGGAGGAAGGAGAGCUGGAGAAGGAGCCCCGAGACCGACUCAAGACGCCUGACGUUCCCGCUAUCGUCGUGCUUCAGGCUACACCUGGCGCAUCCCAGAAUGAGAAUGCGUCGCAGGCCCCACACGCUCCGCCGUCCCCGAGACCGACUGAGGAUUCUGAGCCGUACACCGCUCCCGAAUCCACCCUUGAUACCGACUCGACAUACGUCAAGACCGACUCUGAGGACGUUAAGACCGCGUCCGAGGACGUCAGGGCCGAAACCACCGAGACGGCGAAAACACCGCGGCCAUCAAUCAUCCUCGGGGAGGACGAGGAACCCUCAGACGUGCGCGUGCUCUACCCCUCUGCCUCAUUCAAGAGCAUCACGCUCUGGACGCCCGACGCGCCCAUGCCCGGCUUUGUCGCUGAUGAGCUCACCUCGCCUGCCGUAGCGACCAAGGAAGGGGAGGAGAGUGGGCUGGGGCAACUGCGCCGCUCGUGGUGGCGCCAGGGGGGGGCGGGGGAGGGCGGAGACGAGUUUGUGCGCGGCCUCGGGGAGUGGAUUGGCCUCGGCGAGAUUGUGAGUUUGAUGAGAGCGAGGAGAAACUGA